This is a messenger RNA of Trichobilharzia szidati, 747 nucleotides long. NCBI's taxonomy places the organism in Eukaryota, Metazoa, Platyhelminthes, Trematoda, Strigeidida, Schistosomatidae. The record is from the annotation of a GenBank genome assembly.
GAAUAAGUGACCUUCAAGUGCUCAGCCUCUCUAUUAGCCGUUGGUGUCGCUACCCUCUGUCCUGACUUCCAACCGAAAGAAUGGAUGACGGAGAGGACAACGAAAAACCAAGGAAACCGACAACACAUGAUGAGCGAGGUGCAGCUGACCUGGAACGUGUUACUGAUUAUUUCGAAGAAAAAGAGCUCAGUGUUGGACUAGACGCAGUUAAAGCUGUAUCAGAUACUGCUGGUGAUGCCGUGGCCGCUGACAAAGCUCAAAAACAGAAACAAAUGCUUAAGGUUAAGGUCAGAAAUGAAGACAUAGCCUUGAUCUGCCAAGAGAUGGAGGUUAGUAAGCUGAUGGCCGAACGUCACCUCAAAGAACACCAAGGUGAUCUCUACGAGACCUUAGUUGACCUGUGCAGAUAAAGAUAAAAAGAAAACGACUGGAAAACGUUGAUUGUAUUUAAUGCACAUAUUGUACACAUAAAAUGAAGUCUUUCUGUACAAAACUAGCAGUGUUUGCUGUCAUUAGGUGAGGUAUUUUCAUUGGGUGAACAUAUUUCAAAGGGCUUAGGUAGUGUUGUAGGAGUAUGAGUCAUUUUGGUUGAUUUGCAUCAGCUGAUGGUUUUGUGGCUUACAUACAGUCUCUUGACGAAGUGGUUUUAUCUCCUUGACGUCUUCUUCCACCCAACUUGUGAAUGAUGUUACGAAGCUGCAUCAAUUGAGAUGACUAUGGCCGAUGUGUGUGUGUGUGUGUGUGUGU